Molecule: messenger RNA, 1722 nt
Organism: Symbiodinium natans
Lineage: Eukaryota; Dinophyceae; Suessiales; Symbiodiniaceae
Source: the annotation of a GenBank genome assembly
AUGAAGAAGGCCGGUGCAACCAAAGCCGACAUCGCUGGGAUAGGCAUCACCAAUCAGCGGGAGACGACCGUGGCAUGGGACAAGAACACCGGCGAGCCCCUCUGCCGCGCCAUCGUCUGGCUGGAUCUUAGGACCUCCGACACUGCGGCCCAGCUGGAGGCCAAGGGUGGCAAGGACCGCUUCCGCAAGAAGACGGGGCUGCCCAUCUCCACGUACUUCUCGGCCGUGAAGAUGAAGUGGAUGCUGGACAAUGUCCCGGAAGUGCGGAAGGCCGCGGACGAGGGCCGCUGCUGCUUCGGCACCAUCGAGUCCUGGAUCAUCUACAAGCUCACGGGCGGCCCCAACGGCGGUGUCCACGUCACGGACGUGUCCAACGCUUCCAGGUACAUGCUGAUGAACAUCAACACCUGCGCCUGGGACGAGACCGUCUGCCGCGAGCUGGGCAUCCCGACAGCUGCGCUGCCGAGCAUCCGAUCCAACUCGGAGGUCUACGGCAAGGUGUCGAGCGUCCCAGCUCUUGAGGGCCUGGCUAUCUCCGGAGCCCUGGGCGACCAGCACGCGGCUCUGCUCGGACACGGCUGCCUGGACGUCGGCACCUCCAAGAACACCUACGGAACGGGCUGCUUCAUGCUGCUGAACACCGGCGCUGACGCGGUGCCCUCAAAGCAUGGGCUGCUGACGACCAUCGGCUACCAGCUGGGCCCGGAGGAGAAGGUCUCCUACGCCCUGGAAGGCAGUGUGGCCUGCGCGGGCCGCGUGGUGCAGUGGCUCCGAGACAACCUGGGCGUGAUCAGUUCGUCGAAGGACGUGGAGACGCUGGCCGGGAAGGUGGAGGACACCGGCGGGCUCACGUUGGUGCCGGCCUUCUCCGGGCUCUUCGCCCCCCACUGGCGCGACGAUGCACGAGCAGUGGCAGUCGGCAUGACGCUCUUCACCAGCAAGGAGCACAUGUGCCGCGCCGCUCUGGAGUCCACCGCCUUCCAAGCCGUGGACAUCAUGGAGGCCAUGAAGCAGGACACCGGGCUCCGCAUCCUUGACAUGCGCGUGGACGGCGGGAUGACGGUGAACAACCUGCUCAUGCAGAUGCAGGCAGACGUCCUUGGCAUGAAUGUGCUGCGCUCAAAGCUGGCAGAGGCCACAGCGCUGGGGGCGGCCCUGGCAGCGGGUCUCAGUGUCGGCUUCUACGAGAAGAAGGAGGUUGUGAAAGACAUGGUCGAGAAGGCCGGCGGCUACGAGGUCUUUAAAGCCUCGACCACGCCAGCGGCCCGAAGGAAGAUGAUGCAGCGGUGGAAGGAUGCCGUUGAGAGGUCCUUUGACCUCGCCAAGUUCGACCCCCAGCGGCCGGAGCAGGCGAAGCCGGCAGUCUUGAAGAAGCCGAAGUUCGUCAAGGUGUCCUCCAUCAAGCCGGAGCAGAAGGGCCUGAACCUCCAGCUGAAGGUGGUGAAGCUUCCGGAGGAAGUCAGCAACGACGGCUACCACGACGUGGUCUGCGGCGAUGACAGUGGUGUGGUGACCUGCCACCUUACCCCGCAGCAGUUCCUGCCCUGCGAGGCCGGAACAUGCAUCCGAGUGCAGAACGCCCGGGUAAAGAUGAAAGGCGGCUACAUCCGCGUCGAGGUGGACAAGUGGGGCAAGGUGUCUCAGGGCGAGCCCUCCACAGAGAUUCCGGAGGUGAACCUGCAGAACGACGUCUCGGCGGUUGAGUAUGAGCUUCGAGGGUAG